Messenger RNA from Glycine soja, 366 nucleotides. Its product is annotated as probable O-methyltransferase 3. NCBI's taxonomy places the organism in Eukaryota, Viridiplantae, Streptophyta, Magnoliopsida, Fabales, Fabaceae. The record is from RefSeq and is a predicted model, not a curated record. Gene Ontology annotation, biological process: methylation. Bases 1 to 366 code for a protein of 121 amino acids. The transcript has 2 exons. Gene Ontology annotation, molecular function: O-methyltransferase activity; S-adenosylmethionine-dependent methyltransferase activity.
AUGGCUAGUGACACUCAAUGGGUUUCUAGUGUGGUAAUUGAAAAGUGCAAGGGCGUGUUUGACCUAUCAGAGUCAUUGGUUGAUGUUGGAGGAGGGACAGGGACUAUGGCUAAGGCAAUUGCUAAGUCAUUCCCAAAACUAAAGUGUGUUGUAUUUGAUCUCCCACGUGUUGUUGGUGACUUGCAAGGAACUGAUAACAUAAAAUUUGUUGGAGGAGAUAUGUUUGAAGAAGCAUUUCCUUUGGCUGAUUGCAUUACGUUGAAGUGGGUAUUACAUAAUUGGAACGACGAGGAUUGUGUGAAAUUACUGAAUAAAUGCAAGGAGGCAAUACCUAACCACGGUGGGGUUAUUAUCAUAGAGGUUUAG